AUGAUUUUUGCUGCGUCAGUAUUCGAAGAUCUGUCGAUCAGUGAGACGUAUAAACGAUUUAAAGAAGAGACGGAAUUCGAUUUGGCCGAGGAAAGAGAAAGCGACCUAUAUAAAUACAUGAAAAUGCAUCGCAUUUACAAUAAAACUUUGGCGAAAUGGAUGAUGAACAGAAGCCGGAAUAGCGGCAGUAGUGGGGAAGUGGUGCUUUAG
Messenger RNA from Gongylonema pulchrum, 210 nucleotides. The record is from the annotation of a GenBank genome assembly. Lineage: Eukaryota; Metazoa; Nematoda; Chromadorea; Rhabditida; Gongylonematidae.